GAGUGCUGCUGUCUCGCGGCGUUUGGAGAUCUUGCAGGCGCGCUGUAUGGAUGCUGAAGCUUUGGCGCUGCUGUAAACGCGACACGGAAUCAACAUGUCCAACCCUCCGCACGACCCGUUCUACUCGUCCCCUUUCGGACCGUUCUACCGGAGACAUUCACCGUACAUGGUGCAGCCCGAGUACAGAAUCUAUGAGAUGAACAAACGACUCCAGUCCCGGACAGAGGAGAGUGAUAGUCUGUGGUGGGAUGCAUUUGCUACAGAGUUCUUUGAGGAGGACGCUACAUUGACCGUUGCCUUCUGCCUGGAGGAUGGACCAAAAAGAUACACAAUCGGGCGGACCCUCAUCCCUCGUUACUUCAGCACGGUAUUUGAGGGUGGUGUGUCAGACCUCUACUACAUCCUGAAACACUCCAAAGAGUCCUUCCACAACAACUGCAUCACUGUAGACUGCGAUCAGUGCACCAUGGUAACGCAACACGGCAAGCCCAUGUUCACCAAGGUGUGUACGGAGGGCCGGUUGAUUUUGGAGUUCGCUUUCGAUGAUCUGAUGAGGAUCAAGACGUGGCACUUCAACAUCAGACAGUAUCGGGAACUUAUCCCACGGAGCAUUCUCGCAAUGCAUGCACAAGACCCUCAAGUCCUGGAGCAGCUCUCAAAAAACAUCACCCGCAUGGGACUGACCAACUUCACCCUUAACUACCUCAGGUUGUGUGUCAUUCUGGAGCCGAUGCAAGAGCUAAUGUCCCGACACAAGACCUACAACCUCAGCCCGAGAGACUGUCUAAAGACCUGUCUGUUCCAGAAGUGGCAAAGAAUGGUGGCCCCUCCAGCUGGACAUCCACAGAACUUCAAAACGGAAAUUUUCCCCUCGAAUCACAAAAAAGAGCCCACUCGACAGACCACGACCAAGAGAAGAAAGAGGAAGAACUCUGCCAGCAAUGCGUCUAACAGUAGCCUUGGCAACAGCGCUGGCGGCAAGAAACGCAGCCCUGCCAACAACUUCAAUCUGACCAGCCAGGUACCUGAUGUGAUGGUGGUAGGUGAGCCCACUCUGAUGGGCGGGGAGUUUGGCGAUGAGGACGAGCGUCUGAUCACUCGGCUAGAAAACACACAAUACGACGCCACCAACGGCCUGGACGAUGACGACGACUUCACAAGCUCGCCGGCGCUCGGCAACAAUGCUCCCUGGAACAGCAAGCCGCCCACAGGACAAGACAGCAAGCCAGAGAGUACGGCCUCGCAGCCCUCUCAGUAGGAGACAACAUGCGCAAUGCUUUCUCUCUGACCUCACUUUUUACCCUCGAUGAUGUAAAUCCCAAGUCAUGGUGUCAAUGAUGUCAUCCAUUUUCACCAGAAACUGAUGGUUCCACUUCUUAUUUGGGGUAACGUUUAAGAACUUCACAGACCAAACUUUGGCAGCAAUAUUUGCUCACUGGAUUUUUUCGAAAUCAUCUAGCUAGGCUACAGAGCAUCGUGAGAAAUGUGACUUUAGGAGGAACUUGAUUUUAUCGAGGCUGAGUGAGCAAUCUGAAUUAACAGAGACCUGAAUUUGGGACAACUUUAGCCCAAUAAUCAAUGUAAAAAAGCUACCUGUCUCGUAGUUCAUCACACAUCUCCAUAGUGACACCAGCUGGCAACCACACUCGAUAUCAACCAAUCGCUGAAGAGACGGUCAUGUUGACUGCCUUCUCACUGGAGACUGGAACUGCAGAGGCACCCACUGAGACCAAUCCCUGAACAUUUGCAUUUUUAUUGGAAAUUCGUUUGGCUAUUGUCUUUUUCUCUCUGCUUUCAAUUAAAAGUGAACUUCAACACAACUGACUACAUUAACAAAGACAGCUUGCAUUGAAAACAAACAAAAAAAGCAUUGCCAGUAGCCAUUUACAGAUUGUACUUUAAUUCAAAAAUUCCUAUUUGAUUUCUGAGUCAAUGUGUGAUUUCAAUCAUUUGUGAUUUUUCUGUAUUCUCAUUGUACUGUACCAUAGGGAUUAGGGGUUUAUUUAUGGACAGGCAAGCACAUAUGAAAAGCAAAUUUGUCCAUCUUUCGCCUCUUUCCCUGUAUUGACUUCUUUUCAGAAUGGAAUAUGAUAUGUUUCUGCAUGACAUUUUGAAAUCGGUAAUAUGUUUAUUUCCAGACUUUUGAGGUCAUGUUGGACUUUGGUAAUCAAUUUGGAAGCACAGUAACCAGGGUUGUGACUUUGACAAUAAAAAUGCAUUCUGCUUCAUCUGAUGUCACUGAAGUCAUCAGACCUUGAUGUAAACGGCAGCUGUUUUGACGUUUACUACUUGUUGUUUGACUUCUUUUUUUUUUUUAUCUGAUAAUAACAGAUAAUUUCAUACUCCGGAAUGAACACCAUACUGAGAAAUGAGAACAUUAAAUAUAGCUUACUGUAAAUCCAAUCACAAAUAUACUGUUCAUUAGUUUGUAUGAGUUUAAAUAACAUUCAUCGUGUAUAGCUUCACCCUACUUUUAAAAGGAAAACAGCCUUUUUAUCUAAAAUUCAUCAUUCUAAAAAAUGCAACGAAUGCCCUUCUAGCAAAUCAUGUGAACAGGUUUAUACAGCUUUAUGUCAUUUCUGUAGCUAGAGACACACUGUUUUUACAAAAAAAAUUUCAUGUACUGUCCACUGGAUUUGAAAACGUUUCUUAAAGGCCCUUUAAGAGUUGUGGUGUGCUUUAAUGAUUGAAAAGAAUAUUACAGUGGUGAUGAUGAUGAUGAUGAUGAUGACAAACAGCCAAAUAUUUUUUUUAAUUAAUCAGUUUCUUUGUUCCUGUGUUUUGUCAUUACAAAACAUAUUUCCUGAAUAUUAUCGCAAAGCCUAAGAUAUUUCCAAAACCAACAAAAUGACAAAACACAAUAUCAGCCACCCACUGUUUAAACCUUGUAUUACUGAAACUCUGCACAGUUUGUAAAAUAUUUAGCAGAGCUGUUUCUUGUGUCAUAUCCAAAGUCUUGUAUGUAUGCUUUGCCAUUUUGU
Molecule: messenger RNA, 2981 nt
Organism: Sinocyclocheilus rhinocerous
Lineage: Eukaryota; Metazoa; Chordata; Actinopteri; Cypriniformes; Cyprinidae
Product: LIM domain-binding protein 2
Exons: 9
Coding region: 95-1258 (387 amino acids)
Source: RefSeq, a predicted model, not a curated record